Molecule: messenger RNA, 1521 nt
Organism: Aethina tumida (small hive beetle)
Lineage: Eukaryota; Metazoa; Arthropoda; Insecta; Coleoptera; Nitidulidae
Product: somatostatin receptor type 2
Exons: 7
Coding region: 270-1481 (403 amino acids)
Biological process (GO): G protein-coupled receptor signaling pathway
Cellular component (GO): membrane
Molecular function (GO): G protein-coupled receptor activity
Source: RefSeq, a predicted model, not a curated record
UUUAUCUUAUCAUUUGUAAUAUAUUGUGCAUUUUAUAUGAAAAACAUAAAUAUUUCGGGUAAUUCAGUUGAGUUCGCAAACAAUACUAUUAAUGUUUUAUCUAAAUACACUAGUUAAAGAGAAUGAUAUAACGAUAGCGAAGUAUAUUAAUAAAUAUUGUUCAUAAAACAAGUCAUCUUAGGUUUCAUUAACAGGGGAUAUGGGGAAAUUCGAGAGGCCAUCGUACAUUGAUUAUCUGAUUGUAUUUGUGUGUUCGUUUCAUUAGAAAGAUGGGAUUUUCGUACAUCACGUACUAUUUAAAAGAAUACGAGUACUACGACUGUCGCACCGAAGGUGAGGGCGAUGUUUGGGAACAGCAUCCCACCCCCAAGGGGACAAUUAUUUAUUCAGUUAUCACUCCCAUACUUUGCUUUUUUGGAAUAUGUGGAAACACGUUGAGUAUUUUGGUACUGAUGAGGAGGGAAUUGAGUGGAUCAGUCUACACAUAUUUAGCGGUGUUGGCCAUAACCGAUUUGAUUUCGUCCCUGUUAUUAUUUCUUGGUGGACUGAGCAAGGGUGUUUUCUGGUAUGAUGGAUGGGCCGUGUACGAUGCGAUGAUCGGCCUCCCUUUGGGAGGGGCAGUCAAUUUUUUGGGUGUGUGUGCGACAGUUUUUGUCACGAUUGAUCGGGUCACGUACAUAACUAACACGAAAAUUUGUCAGAAGCCGAAAUUCUGCAAUUCCGGAUUCGCCCGUAAAAGCAUGUUUAUUUGCUUUUUGAUAUCUUUGUUGUGUAAUAUACCGUAUUGUUUCGUUUUUGAUCGGGGCGACGAUGGUAAAAUUGUCACCACAGACUUCUUUAACACCACAAUCUAUAAAGUUCACAACUGGAUUUGUUUUAUUUUAUUUUGUAUUAUCCCAUCAAUAAUUCUAAUAGUGGGUAAUGGAAUUUUAAUAAAUUCCCUAAAUAAAGCAUCCCGACUUCGCACAAAAUUAAACUCCAAAUCAAAGAAACUGGAAAGCAAAAGUAUAACGUUGGUACUGAUCGUCAUAAUAAUCAUGUUUCUGGUGUCUGAAAUCCCAUCAAAUUUAAUUUCCCGUACAAGUGCUGUUACACUUUUAUACAGAGGUGACCCAGGCAGUGUUAACGACAAGGCAAUGGAAAUAGCUCGUCAAGUUGUGACAGUCAUUGGAGCCAUAAGUAUAACAAUCAAUUUCGUGGUCUAUUAUUUGUUCUGUCCACCAUUUUACAAAGUACUGGUGAAGAUGUUUAAACGAAAAGAAAAACGAAUGUCAAAGACUGUGGUCAACGUUUUUGUCUUGAAUGGUGACGGGGAUAAAAGAAAAUGUAGCGUCGUAAUGAAUGAUAAAGUCAUAAGGUUGUCCAGCAAGAAUAUUGACGAUUAUUUACCUUCUGUCUUGUUUAGAAAUGAUGAUUCAAUGGAAGACAAUAGUGAAUGUAAAAAAACUGACACUAAGAACACUACUGAUACACAUUAUUAAUUUGUUUUCAUGUUACUUGAUGUAAAAUAUAAAAGUUAAA